AUGGACGAAGCAUGGCGCACGGGCAACUCGCGGAAAGUCUACACAAUGCUGCGGCUCUACAGCGGAAGGCUAAAGGCAGCGCCGAGCACGCUCCAGGAAGACGGCCGAAGCGUCGCCAACCAGCACUGCCUCUCCGUCUGGCGCCGACACUUCCAAGAACUCCUCAACAGGCCGCCACCGGACGGCCCGGAAUUCGUGCCACCGUUCAAGCCGGAGUACGCCGUCAGCAGCGACCCACCAGACGUGGAAGAGGUCAGGCGAGCACUCGCAAAGCUGCGGAACAACAAGGCGGCCGGCCCUGAUGACGUCCAGCCAGAGCUCCUAAAGGCACUACCAGAUGCGGCAGAGCGACAGUACACGGAAGCGCUACGGCAGUUAUGGGAACGCGAGCAGAUACCGGACGAGUGGCGCCGCGCAAUCGUCAUCCCGCUGCACAAGAAGGGCUGCGUCACCGACCCGUCCAACUACCGUGGCAUCUCCUUACUCAGUGCCCAGUACAAGCUGCUAGAGCGGAUCAUCGCUGACCGAAUCCUGGCAGAGAGGGACAGCAGCAUGCGCGACGAGCAGGCCGGAUUCCGUCCCGGACGUAGCACCACGGAUCAGAUCCUCAUCCUGCGAAGGAUCAUUGAGACACGCAGCCGCUUCGCACAGCCGUUUCACAUCGCAUUCCUGGAUUUCGCAUGCGCUUUUGAUUCGCCGGAUCGCAGCCGCAUCUACAAGCUAUUAACGGCAGACGGCGUCCCCGAUAAGAUCGUCCGGCUGAUCCGAGACAUGAACACCGACUCCGACGCUGUCGUUCGCACACGCGCUGGAACCAGCGAGCCCUUCGCCGUAGCCACGGGCGUCCGCCAAGGGAGCGUCUUGGGGCCGAUGCUCUUCAACUACGUCAUCGACGCUGUGCUCGACGAAGCCGUGAUGGAAUUUAACGGCGGCUUCAAGCUCAUCCCAUCUGACCGGGUGAUCACAGACCUCGAGUACGCGGACGACAUCGCGCUGAUUUCGAACAGCCGAGACGAGCUGCAACAACUUCUCAACCGCGUCGACACGCUCGGACGAUGCUUUGGACUCCGGCUGAAACCACCAAAAUGCGAGGUCGUCUCAACUGAGCCAGACUCCGACCCAAUAACGGUCGCAGGAGAGCCGCUCAAAGAAUCAGACCACUUCUGCUACCUGGGCUCAAUCAUCACACGCGACGGCAAUGUGCGCCCGGACAUUACCCAGCGCCUCAACAAGGCUCGCGCAGCCUUCGGAAUGCUCCAACAGUGCCUUUGGUCAACAUCCAUAUCGACGAAGAUGAAGCUGCGCGUUUACGCCACGGCAAUCAGGCCGAUACUCCUCUACGCGGCAGAGACCUGGCAGAUGACUCAGUACGAGCAGGAAGACCUCGACAAAGCAGAACGGCGAUUCCUCCGCAAGAUCCUCGGUGUCCGGCUCGCUAACAAGAUUCCCAACGCCGAAAUCUACGACCGAGUGAAGCCAGUGAUCACCUGCAGGCUAUCGGACUACGUCGCAGAGAGGCGCAUGAGGCUGCUAGGACACCUGCUAAGACGGCCUUCGGAACGUCUCACUCGCCUCGCGCUGGAACACAUGCCGGACAGCAGCUGGAGGCGGAAGCGCGGCGGACGGAAGAACACCUGGCCGGAGAUGCUUAAAGACGACCUCAGAAAGCGAGGCUUUGGAAACCGGUUUCACGGCACCGACGCGAACCAAGCCUGGCAAUCAAACGACCGAUGGCUACGCGCCGUCACCUUAUUCGCGGAAGACCGACCAACGUGGGAUCAGUGCGUGAAGGAAGCGACCUCGAUGCCGCGCCCCCCGACCUCGGGACCUUCAUUAAGUCAAGUAAGUCAGGACGGAACGGGGGUGUACCCCCACAACUCUAGUAAAACCCACUUUAUUUUCCGACAUAGCCUGCUGGUCUGUUGA
This is a messenger RNA of Aphelenchus avenae, 1926 nucleotides long. Lineage: Eukaryota; Metazoa; Nematoda; Chromadorea; Rhabditida; Aphelenchidae. The record is from the annotation of a GenBank genome assembly.